AUGGCGGGCAUGUAUUGAGUGAUGGUGUUGGGUACUUUUAGGUAACUUACGCAAUUCGUAAAGGAACUUAUAACUGGCGUACUUUUCGUUUACCUGCUGAUUUGCUUUGAGAAGGUUUGGGGCUGUGGGAAAGGGAGGUAUUGAAAACCACCAGUUAGUGUCUGUAGUGACAUGGAGAACUAUAUCCCCAAGUUGUCACCUAGAAACUCCUUGAAGCACAUCACAGAAGACAGACUGAGUCAAAUUUUAGAAACUUUUCAUAAUGCGGAUGAAGAAGGCAAGGGAUUUUUGACAAGUGAGGAUGUCAAAGUAGCAUUUGUGUCCCUUUUUGGUUACAAACCAUCCAAAAAUGAAGUAGAACAGCUCAUGGGCAAAACACAAACAGCAAUAUCCACGGUGAGCGGUUUGUCACACAGUGACCAACUGACUUCUACAAAGCCAAAGGUCUUUGGAGGUGAACAAGUCUCUAAUCAUAAGGGUAUGUCUUUGGAACAUUUCACAGAGAUAGCAAAAAAGAAGAUCUUGGCUGAAGAUGACAGUGACGAAAUUCGUCAAAUGUUUAUUGCAUUUGAUGCUAUGUGCCGUGGUUUCAUCACAUUGGAUGUGACUAAAAAUAUAUUUCAGCAUGUUGCACCCUUUUUGGACUCUGUUGCAGUGGAGAAGCUGUUUUGUGAGGCAGAUAUGGAUCGAGAUGGAAGAGUGAGUUACAGAGAUUUUGAAUUCAUCAUGAAAUAUGAGCUGGAUGAGUUGCUGUAAAAAUGGCUACCUUGCAUUUUAUUGAUGCCUAAAAGGAAGUGAUCAAGGCAAUAGAAGAAAACUCAAUUCUGAAGAGCACAAAACAUGCUAUGUACUGAGUUAAGCGUAACACUUUGUUGGUAUUUGAAUUAAAUAAACCUGUUAAAUUCU
Messenger RNA from Stylophora pistillata, 906 nucleotides. Its product is annotated as EF-hand calcium-binding domain-containing protein 11. Gene Ontology annotation, molecular function: calcium ion binding. NCBI's taxonomy places the organism in Eukaryota, Metazoa, Cnidaria, Anthozoa, Scleractinia, Pocilloporidae. The record is from RefSeq and is a predicted model, not a curated record.